AAACUUCGCUGCUUCCCUGAGCAGAGCGUGGCCAGCUGCGCUGGGAGUGUUGGGAGGACUCGGUGGGACUGGCUCAGCAGGUGGUGGCUGCUUCUACCACUGAGUUUGUCAGGAGGGGAGGCAGGAGAGGUGCCCUGGCCUCAGAGUGGGCUCGGUGUCCCUCAGUGCAGCCGCAGAGACAGCCACCCAGCGGGCCUCGUGCAGAGCCUGGGCCCUCUGUCUGAGUGCACGGCGGCUCACACGGUGUUUGCGGCAGGACCACGUCCGUGUCUGCCCGAGAGACAUGGUGGCUGCCCACCCGAGGUCCCACCACGGUUGCUCACCCCCAUAUCCUCUGCCCACUGUGCCUUCGGCCCUCGGCUGGUGUAUCUGCCCCAGAGACCCUGGGUGGGUGGGGGGCUUUGCUUAGAGUCCAGCCUCCUCCCACCUUGCUGCCCUCACACCUGCCCUCUGGCCUUGCAGGCAUGGCUGCCACACAGUCAUCGCCAGCAGAAGUCUCCCGAGAGUGUCGACGGCUGCUGGAAAGCUGGCUGCUGCCACUGGCCAGACGUGUCUUCUGUUAUCGCUGGACGUCCGAGUGCCCGCGACAAUCGUGGCAGCCGUGGAGCAGGCCCUGUAGGGGUUGGGAAAGGUGCAGCUGGGAACUUCCUGUGCCUCGCCAGCGCCUUGUCCCCCAACGCCUUCAAGGCCGUGCUGGACACCGACACCUUGGGCACCUUCAACAUGUGCUGCGUGCUCUACGAGAAGUUCUUCCGGGACCAUGGCGGGGUGAUUGUGAACAUCACCGCGACCCUUGGUACCCGGGGGCAGGUGCUCCAAGUGCAUGCAGGCUCUGCCAAGGCGACCGUGGAUGCCAUGAUGCGGCACCUGGCUGUGGAGUGGGCCCCCCAGAACAUCCGUGUCAACAGCCUCGCCCUGGGCCCCAUCAGUGGCACAGAGGGUUUCCGGCGGCUGGGCGGCCUGAAUGCUGGCUUGCAUGCAGAGACCUUGGCUGGCCCCCAGCAGAGGCUGGGCAACAAGACAGAGGUGGCCCACAGCGCCCUCUUCCUGGCCAGCCCCUUGGCAUCCUAUGUGACAGGAACUGUGCUGGUGGUUGAUGGCGGGACCUGGAUGACAUUCCCUAACGACGUCAAGAUAGAUGCUGGCGGCCUUCAGAUCGGUCUCUGCGAAGCUCUAGCUGGUUUACAAAGAAUGGCUUUAUUUCCAAAUUUUGGAGUAUCUGGGGGGCACCCAUCACAUCCAGACCUGAGAGCAUCUCGACCACACGAUACCCGCCUGGCAUCUGCUGGAGGAGAAAGAAGGAAUGUUGGCCAGGAAGAAGUGGAAUUAACCGCCAGCUCCUUCGCCCCCGGACGUAAUCUGGACACUUUUACCCAGAGGGAGGUGAUGUGACAGCUUCACCUCGGGAACCUGUGACCUGCGAGGUUCCUUUCAGAAAGGAAGUUCCGAAUCCGCUCAGGAACCCCCCCUUGCCUGGUCCUCAGCACCCGGCCCGGGUGCAAGCCGUGGAUGUGGCUGCUGGGGAGGCGUGGUGGGGGCGGCCCGUGGGCUCCAUGGCGACUGGAACUGGAGAUGCCUUUGCUACCAGGAGGGAGCAGGUGCAGCCACUGCAGAAGGAAGAGUUAAAAUAAGAAAAUCAUGCGAACCCAGCUGAGUCAGGAGGCAUUAAAUUGUGCCUUACAAGUG
Messenger RNA from Phacochoerus africanus (Common warthog), 1686 nucleotides. RefSeq names its product 2,4-dienoyl-CoA reductase 2 (gene DECR2). Gene Ontology annotation, biological process: fatty acid catabolic process. The annotation marks the transcript as partial. Gene Ontology annotation, molecular function: 2,4-dienoyl-CoA reductase (NADPH) activity. The transcript has 7 exons. NCBI's taxonomy places the organism in Eukaryota, Metazoa, Chordata, Mammalia, Artiodactyla, Suidae. The record is from RefSeq and is a predicted model, not a curated record.